Hyaena hyaena (striped hyena) is the source of this 4823-nucleotide messenger RNA. RefSeq names its product retinoid X receptor alpha (gene RXRA). The record is from RefSeq and is a predicted model, not a curated record. Gene Ontology annotation, biological process: retinoic acid receptor signaling pathway; response to retinoic acid; anatomical structure development. The coding region runs from base 77 to 1480 and encodes 467 amino acids. The transcript has 10 exons. Gene Ontology annotation, cellular component: RNA polymerase II transcription regulator complex; nucleus. Lineage: Eukaryota; Metazoa; Chordata; Mammalia; Carnivora; Hyaenidae. Gene Ontology annotation, molecular function: retinoic acid-responsive element binding; nuclear steroid receptor activity; nuclear receptor activity.
GCCCGGGCCCGGCCGGCCGCGCCGGGGGCCGCCGCGCUCGCCCGCUGUCCCGCCGCCGGCCGCGGUCGCCGCCGACAUGGACACCAAACAUUUCCUGCCGCUCGAUUUCUCCACCCAGGUGAACUCCUCUUCCCUCAACUCUCCCACGGGGCGCGGUUCCAUGGCCGCCCCCUCGCUGCACCCCUCGCUGGGGCCCGGUAUCGGCUCCUCGCUCAGCUCCCCGGGACAGCUGCACUCACCCAUCAGCACCCUGAGCUCCCCCAUCAACGGCAUGGGCCCGCCCUUCUCGGUCAUCAGCUCCCCCAUGGGCCCCCACUCCAUGUCAGUGCCCACCACGCCCACCCUGGGCUUCGGCACUGGCAGCCCCCAGCUCAGCUCGCCCAUGAACCCCGUCAGCAGCAGCGAGGACAUCAAGCCCCCACUGGGCCUCAACGGUGUCCUCAAAGUCCCGGCCCACCCCUCAGGGAACGUGGCCUCCUUCACCAAGCACAUCUGUGCCAUCUGUGGGGACCGCUCGUCAGGCAAGCACUACGGGGUGUACAGCUGCGAGGGCUGCAAGGGCUUCUUCAAGCGGACGGUGCGCAAGGACCUGACCUACACCUGCCGAGACAACAAGGACUGUCUGAUCGACAAGCGACAGCGCAACCGCUGCCAGUACUGCCGCUACCAGAAGUGCCUGGCCAUGGGCAUGAAGCGGGAAGCUGUGCAGGAGGAGCGGCAGCGGGGCAAGGACCGGAAUGAAAACGAGGUGGAGUCCACCAGCAGCGCCAAUGAGGACAUGCCAGUGGAGAAGAUUCUGGAGGCGGAGCUGGCCGUUGAGCCCAAGACCGAGACGUACGUGGAUGCGAACAUGGGGCUGAACCCCAACUCGCCCAACGACCCCGUCACCAACAUCUGCCAGGCAGCGGACAAGCAGCUCUUCACCCUGGUUGAGUGGGCCAAGCGCAUCCCGCACUUCUCUGAGCUGCCCCUAGACGACCAGGUCAUCCUGCUGAGGGCAGGCUGGAACGAGCUGCUCAUCGCCUCCUUCUCCCACCGGUCCAUCGCCGUGAAGGACGGGAUCCUCCUGGCCACCGGGCUGCACGUCCACCGGAACAGCGCCCACAGCGCCGGGGUGGGCGCCAUCUUUGACAGGGUGUUGACGGAGCUCGUGUCCAAGAUGCGGGACAUGCAGAUGGACAAGACGGAGCUGGGCUGCCUGCGCGCCAUCGUCCUCUUCAACCCUGACUCCAAGGGGCUCUCGAACCCCGCGGAGGUGGAGGCGCUACGGGAGAAGGUCUAUGCGUCCCUGGAGGCGUACUGCAAGCACAAGUACCCCGAACAGCCUGGAAGGUUCGCCAAGCUGCUGCUGCGCCUGCCCGCUCUGCGCUCCAUUGGCCUCAAGUGCCUGGAACAUCUCUUCUUCUUCAAACUCAUCGGGGACACGCCCAUCGACACCUUCCUCAUGGAGAUGCUGGAAGCCCCACACCAAAUGACUUAGGCCCGCCGGCCUGUCCUUCGCGCCCGCCUGCCCGCCGGUCUGGCCACCCCACCUGGCUGCCAGCUGCUCUUCUCUGCCGAGCCCGUCCCUGCCCCUUCCCCGCCUGGCCUGCUGGGACGCGGGGGCGCAGCCGCUAAGCCCGAGAGUCCUCGACGCCUCCUCACGUUCAGUGCGGCUCAGCUGGUCGCCGGCCCCGCCCUGGAGCUGUAGCAGCCGCUGGUGUUUGGAACACCCUGAGCUUCCCCCCCUGUGUUUGCAGUGACCCCUCGGCUGCCUGGCAGGUGCCCCGGCCAGCGCACCCUGGCCAGCGUCCGUGGCAGGGCUCAAAGGACCCCGCCUGUGCCGCCCCCGGCCCCCGGGGCAGAUGAGAGGGGCUCUGGGGCAGCAGGCUUCCCUCCCCUCCCAGUGAAGGGCGAGCAGCCCCUUUUCCAAAGAUGACUUGCAGUUUCACCCCCGAGCCGACCAGAACAGGAGCUGACCCCCGUGCAGGGCUCUGGGGCCACCUCAAAGCCGCAGGGACUGGGGUCACCCACCUCCCCACCUCGGUGUUCCCUCUGCAUCAGCCUGGUUUCAGCUUCUUGGCUCACGCAGCCCCGUCCGCCCCAGGGUCACCAGACCCAGUGCGCGGCCCGUCCUCCGUUCCGUGUUCUGUUUCAGCCUGGCAGGAGGGGCAGGCCAGCGCCCGGUCCCCGGAGGGCUAGCCCGCUUCCCGGCCUUCCUAGAAGUCCCGGGCCAGGCCGCUGUGACUCAGCUGACCUCACAGGCAGAGGAGGCCGCUGGGGAGGCCCGCGGGGGCGAGGGGGGGGGCCUUGGAGAGCCAGAAGGGCUUGUGGGCACCGAGGCCUGGCAGGAAGGGGCAGGUGCGGCUGCUUCCUGGAGAUGCUGGGAGAGCAGCCCCCUUUGCUGGCCAGCUGCUCCGUGUAGGAGGCUCUUGGAAUUGGGGACCGGUGUGAGCCGGCAUCCUCGGGCCUGCGGCUAGAUGCCCCUCGGGGCAGGCAGCCCGGCUGCCGUCUUGUCUGGGCCACAGCCUUAUGUGGGGCUCCAUCAGACACUCGCUCCGGCUGAUGGCUCCCAGGCCAGCCCAGCACCUGCUUCUGUAGCAUCUCGGCCGCCCCGGGCAGGGACACUGCCUCCUGGGGGGUGAGGCUCCGGGCUCCGGGGGUGCAGGGGCUCUCUCAGGUUGAACCGGCUUCUUUUGCACUGUAAUGCCCUCCCUUUGGUCUGAGUACUUUCAUUCUCACGCCUCAUACUCCAUGAACCCAGCGUUUGCCACCGGCGGGGGCCCGAGCAGGGAUUCACGGGGGGUGAGGGUGGGGAGUGUGCUGGCGGCUCCUGCCUGUUUGGCCCUCGAGGGGAUGCUCUGUAGCCCUGGGGGGGGGUGCAAGGGCGCCCCAGGAGCAGGGUGGGGAGAGGCAGGCAAGGCCUCCAUGGGGAAGUAGGUGUCGUUCUUUGCCUUCCCAGAGCCCCCGGCCCAGCUGGAAGGUGAGGCUCCAGGCAGAGGCCCUGAGGUGGCACGAAACCCCCCUUUAUCCACCGGUCACCUGCUUGUCACAUGGGGAGGUGGCAGAGGCAGGGUGUGCUAGGGUCGGCCCAGCUCCCAGGCACUCCCCAAAUUCUCGGCAGCCUUUGGGGGCUCCGUUGUGACAAGCAGUGAUGGAGGCACUCUUGGGGACUCUGUCUCGGGGUCCCCCCAGUUGUGGGAAUGGCAGACUGCCCCGCACCCAGUGCCCCUGGUGUCUCCUGCACCCCGUCAUUCCGGCCCCGCCCCCUUGCACCCCCUCGGGAAUGGGGGCCCUUGCCUCUUCCUGGGAACUUCAGUCCGUAAAGCACUGGGGCCCCCAGGCUACUGCCUUGCCAGCCGAAGCCCCCAGCCCCUCACCCCCCCCCACCCCCAGCCCACAGGCACAGCAUCCCGGGCCCUCGGGGCUGCCCUUCGCUCUUCAUCUGUCUGUUGCCCUUGGCAUCCAUCCAGUGCUGUUCGAGGAGGUUGUAAAUGGGGAGAUGGCACAUUGCUCAGUAGAGAGGUAGGAUUUUUAUUUAACCAGACCUUUAGUAGUAUUACCAAUCUGGUUCAAUUAAGGUGAUUUUUUUGUAAUUAUUAUUAUUAUUAUUAUUAUUAUGGUGGGACAAUCUUUAAUUUUCUAAAGAUAGCACUAACAUCAGCUCGUUAGCCACCUCUUGCCCGUCCCUGCCUCGGCCGGGCUGGACGCUGCCCGGGCCCCGGGCCCGCAGGCGCCUCUGGCCCUCGCUCCGCCGACUCGCCGCCCCGCUCUGACAUUCCCACGGGGUUCCCACCGCAGAGGCCCACGGCCCACGUCUGCGGGGCGUCAGCAAAGCCAGGCUCCGGCUUGCCCCCACGUCAAGCGUCUCCUGGGAAGCCAGCCUGCCCUUGUCACCUGGAAGACACGGUCUCUGGGGGAAGAUGGCCCCACACCCUCGGCCUUCCAAGCCUCGGUGUUCUAGAGGAUUUGAGCUGGCGGCCCCGCGGCAAGCGUGGGAAGCCAGGCCAGAGCUCCCUCCUCUGUGGGGGCCCCUCGGAGGGCCCGGCCGGACAGUGCCGCCAGUGGGUAACCAGCUGAUGUUGUCCCCAUCACGGAAUUCCGGCGCAUGGCCUGGUCCCUGGCCACGCAGGGGUGUGGUGUGAAGUGUCCGUGCUGUACAGAGAGAAACCGCCAGAGCCGCACGCCGCCGCCACACAGCACACGCGUAGCAGUCAACACCGUUUUGUUUUCAUUUUUAGUCCAGACUUUCCCCCUCCUCCCGGUUUCCUACACGUUUGCUUCACGUAAGCAAGUAAUAAGGACCCUCCUCUGGUGAAAUCCGGUUCGAAUGAAUAUCUCAAGGCAAGGAGUGCAUCUAUUUUAAGAUGCUUUGGAGCAAGCAGCUUUACUGGCCCCCAAUCUGUAGCCACGCCUUAGCUGGGACGCGUAGCUAACGAUUUAGAAAGGUUGACGCGUACACACAGAGAUAAAAUGUCUAAAGCAUCGGGAAAGGUAAAAAAAAAAUCUAUUUUUGUACAAAUGUAAUUUUAUCCCUCAUGUAUACUUGGAUGAUGGGGGCGGGGCCUAUUUUGUUUCUGCGUCUAGAGCGGAGGAGGCGCUUCCUCAGUGAAGAGUGGGGUGUCCCUGCCCCCUGCGCGGACGUCCCCCUCGGGCAGGGGCGGGGCGAGGUCUCCGGAGCCUGGCGCUGCCCUCCCCGCUGCCCUGCCGGACUCGGUCGGACUGUGCGCUUCCUUCCCCGCAGCCGCCGCGGCAGGUGCCGGGCAGGGACGAACAGCGGUGUCGGAUCGUGGAAAGAAACAGACACUGAGAGGAGAAACGAAAUACGAGCGUUUGAAAAUCCA